Molecule: messenger RNA, 480 nt
Organism: Symbiodinium necroappetens
Lineage: Eukaryota; Dinophyceae; Suessiales; Symbiodiniaceae
Source: the annotation of a GenBank genome assembly
AUGUGUCCAGCCCCUCCAUGUGACUUGCAAGAAGAAGCCGACAAGGACUCGGGCUCGGCGGAGCAGGACGAUCGUCCCCUCCAAGCCUCCGGUGAGCUUCGUGUGUUGAGCAUGGCCGGUGUGGCAGGGGCAGUGGAGUCCACCGCCACCAUGCCGCCGACCUUGCUAACCUGCAGCAUCCUCCGCAGGGGCUACUCGGACGCCUGCGAGCGACUCUUGCGAGCCACGGCGUUCCAGGAGAUGGAGAAGGCCUUCACCUACUCCGACAUCGCCAACAGACCGCUGGAACAGGAGAGCCUCACGGACUUGGACAAGGACGAUAAAGUUGUGGCUCCCCAGCGAAACCCCGACGAGGAGCAUCUCGAUGUGCCAAGCACCGGGGCCACCAAGCUCCACCAAGAGUGUGAGGAUCCGGACGAAUCCGGAUCCGAAUGCUCAGACGAGCGUUCAGAUGAGGAGUCGGAAGAGGCCUCUGCAGAU